Molecule: messenger RNA, 1409 nt
Organism: Pseudo-nitzschia multistriata
Lineage: Eukaryota; Bacillariophyta; Bacillariophyceae; Bacillariales; Bacillariaceae
Source: the annotation of a GenBank genome assembly
UCCGUCUCAAAAACGUACAAAACACGAUGCUAAAAAAUCUCCUAGAUGCCUGCGGUGCCGCGUUGGCAUUUUAUGUUGUUGGUGAGUAGAGUGCGGUACAGCUUGUAACCACAGCUCGUUUCCUUUUUCCGUGCGGUGUGCAUUUGUGGUCUCCGCUCGCAGUGAGUUACUACCAAGUAGGUACCUCUUCUACUGGCUAACAGUCGCCCGUGCCAUUGCAUUCUCCACCCUCUUUUGUUUGCCCUUAUAGGAUAUGCUUUCGCGUUCGGUGGCCAAGAGGAAACUACCGCCACGACUUUUCUCGGGUACAAGGGAUUCGCCUCCGCCGGGCUAUCUCCUAGUUUUUGGUUCUUUGAAUACACGUUUUCCGCUACAUCUGUAACUAUCGUCGCUGGUACCCUCGCUGAACGAUGCCAAAUGGUAGCAUACCUGUGCUAUUCUGUUGCUCUAGCGGGAUUCGUUUAUCCAGUGGUAAGGAAAAGCAUUUGGUUGUUGCUUGAUGUCCGAUUUCUUUGGCACAUGGAUAUAUGAGAUGCGUUUGAUUGUUUGGCUUGCCCUCAAAAUAUUUUCGUUGUUUUUUGUUGAAGGUGGCACACUCCGUUUGGUCAAACAAUGGAUUUUUGAGUGUCUCGAACACCGAAAAUCCUCUCUUGGGUAUUGGAUCUAUUGACUUUGCCGGAUCAGGGGUGGUUCAUGUUACAGGUGAGACAAUGGAUUCGAUUUAGUGUGGCCGCGACGGCUUUUGAUUCCCCUUUGAUGGUUCUGCUCUCUCACACCAUACUCCCGGUCAUGUUUAAUAGGAGGAGCCACGGCUUUGUUGGCUACAAUUAUUCUAGGACCAAGGCGUGGAAGGUUUUAUGAUGCCCAAGGCGACCCCUUGGAAACACCGAAUCCGUUUCCUGGUCAUUCAGUGGCAUUGCAACUACUGGGCACCAUGAUAUUAUGGUUUGGAUGUGAGUUUCUAAAAACCAAUCUGGCUCCGUGCUGUGUCUUGCACUGCAUCUCCAUCGACUCAUUUUUUUGUUUUGUUUCCAACACAAACCAUCAGGGUUCGGCUUCAAUCCCGGAUCGGCUCUGAUUCUCGGAAUCGACAAAGCUGGCGAGGUGGCGGCGGUUGCCGCCGUCAGCACCGCCCUCUCCGGUGCAGCGGGUGGGAUCACCGCUCUGUUUACAAACCUCUACUUGGUCGAACGUUUCACGGGGGAACCGUAUUUCUCGAUAUUACACGCGAUGAACGGAUCUCUCUCCGGAUUGGUGGCCGUUACGUCCGGAUGCGCCCUUGUCGAGCCGUGGGCCGCCAUUGUCAUCGGAAUGAUCUCCGGUUGGAUCUACAUCGGUGCUUCCAAGCUGCUGAUCCGGUUGCGCAUCGAUGACGCCGUGGAUGCCAUUCCGGUACACAUGUUCAACGG